CGCCCCGGACCCGCCUGCGCCUUAUCACCGCCUGCGCUCGCACCGCGCCGCGCUCCCUGCCGGCUCCUCCGCGGCCAUGGGGACCCUGGGGACCCUGCGGACCCUGCUCGCUCUCGGCGCUCUGCUCCUGGCGCCCGCCGAGGCCCAGCAGGGGCGCCAGCUGAAGCCCUGGCUGGUGGGCCUGGCUGCCGUCGUGGGGUUCCUGUUCAUCGUCUUCGUCCUCAUGCUGGCCAACCGCGUCUGGUGCUCCAAAGUGAGAGCUGAGGACCAGGAGGAGUCCGCUAUCAGGCUGGAGCCCAACGUGUACCAGGAAAUAGAUCCGAGUAAAGAAGGCAAGAAGGGCAAGAAACAGAAGGAGAAAAAGGCCAAGAAGACAGGAGAAACCAACUUGGGGCUGGAGGAAGAGGGGCCCAGAGACCACGAGAAAAACAAGAACACGGCCAUGUGAAGACUCCCCACUCGCCUCCUCCAGGCAGCCCUCCAGACAUGCCCCUCCCCACCCUAAAGGAAUGACCUGGACCUGAAGCCACCGAAAUGACUCCAUCUGGGGUUGAGAACACAGCGCCCCGAAUGAAGAGGCUUGGGACUCACCCCGCCCCUCAAGGAGAGCUCUCUGCGCCUUACACGGUCCUUAUGCACCCUCCUUCUAAUUCGUCCUGCCUGGUGAUUCUUCCCGCACUUGGAGCGUGUUCCUCAUUACAGAGAAACCCCCCAAACCCCCCAAUCUGAUGGCUCCACCUUCUUCUCCCCACUGCCUGAUUUCUUUUCCCUCCGCCUGAUAUCUAUUGGUCACAAUCUCCUCCCUCCCAUGAAACCUCAGGACCAAGACCGGCCAGGGGCUGCCUCUUGGGGGCCUGCAUUAAAGAAUUGAUAAGAGCCCUCCG
Molecule: messenger RNA, 884 nt
Organism: Equus caballus (horse)
Lineage: Eukaryota; Metazoa; Chordata; Mammalia; Perissodactyla; Equidae
Gene: SMIM24
Product: small integral membrane protein 24
Source: RefSeq, a predicted model, not a curated record